CGUUUUGUUUUUCCACGAAAACACCAAAUAACCUUUUUUGAUGGCUCAGCAGUUUCAGGUGCUGAGAUGUUGUUCCUGUAAUAUCUUCCAAGUGCAGCAGAUUAAAAAAAGCAAAAAAUGGAACUGCAAAAUAUGUGAUGAAAAGCAGUCAAUUCUAAGGGUUUUUGGUCAGGGCUCUGGAGCUGACUGCAGGCGCCAUGUGCAGAAGCUAAACUUGCUGCAAGGAGAACAGGAUCAGACACCUGUAAACAAACUUAGGUGUAAAGAAGAAUCAGUACAAAUAGAUGAUGAGAACAUCAAAGAAAAAUUAGGAUGGCAGGAUAAGAGACACUUAGUCAUGCUUAGUGAAAACUGUGAAGAUGGUUUAUGUGACAGUGAAAUUCCUGUGACAGAAGAGCACAUGCUACAAAGAAAUGAUCAACAGCCGAAAUCAACAUUAACUGGACUUUCAAAAUGGGAGAAAUUCCUCUUAUCUGACAAGAGUUGUAAUAUUGGUGCCACUAACAUGACAGCUGGAAGGCAGAGGACAUCUGUCAAAACACCUGCUGCAGGUGCAAGUGAUGAAAGAAUGGCCACUUCCAGUGCUGGGUGUGGUAACUGGCAUCUUGAACAGCAGAAGAAUGCAGUCACCUCUCUUGACAGAGCGAUAGAGAUCUCCAACUCUGAUCACCUUGCAAUAGACACAAUACCUGGGAAAAGCAGCAAACACUCUGCAGCUUUGGCUACUUGCCAAGAUAAGGCAGAACCUGCAGAAUUUACCACUUCUAUGAGGUCCCUUUCUACUGUCAAGCCAAACAACCUUUAUUGGAGCCUUUUUUCUACAGGAGAGGAUUUUGAUGAUAUUUAAGUUUCUACAGUGAGGUUUGCUGAUUUUUCUAAUUAGAUGGUUUAAAGUAAUAGCAAUAUGGUCUGCCUUUAAAAACAGACAAUUCAGUGUUGAAUAAUAAAGAGGACUACACUCAAGUCAUGCUGUUUUGGGUAUAGCACAAAGUGCUUUAAUGAUCUGUGGAGAUACACUGAAUGCCAAAAUUGUCAAGAGUACUGUAUUGUUAAAGGGGCCACUAUUAUUGAUACAAUAGGCACGGAAAAAGGCUGUUUACAAAAAUCAAAUCUCAGGGCAGGUGAUAGCGCAUAAAAGCUAAUGCUACUGCUGGUUUCUGCUUUCUUUAAAUAAUAUGCUACCCAAACUGGCAAAUUGGUAUGCUGCUAGUAAAACAUGUUGUAACUUCAACACAGAGGCAGUAAUAAAGAUUUCUGAUAAUCACAUGGCCACACAAUGGUGACUAAACAUGGAAGAUUCACCAAUGUGAAAGCAAAAUAUCAUUGCCCUCUGUA
Candoia aspera is the source of this 1335-nucleotide messenger RNA. RefSeq names its product MRN complex interacting protein (gene MRNIP). NCBI's taxonomy places the organism in Eukaryota, Metazoa, Chordata, Lepidosauria, Squamata, Candoiidae. The transcript is spliced from 5 exons. Gene Ontology annotation, biological process: mitotic G2 DNA damage checkpoint signaling. The record is from RefSeq and is a predicted model, not a curated record. Gene Ontology annotation, cellular component: nucleus. The coding region runs from base 41 to 847 and encodes 268 amino acids. Gene Ontology annotation, molecular function: chromatin binding.